This is a messenger RNA of Scaptodrosophila lebanonensis, 2004 nucleotides long. RefSeq names its product alkaline ceramidase (gene bwa). Gene Ontology annotation, molecular function: hydrolase activity, acting on carbon-nitrogen (but not peptide) bonds, in linear amides. NCBI's taxonomy places the organism in Eukaryota, Metazoa, Arthropoda, Insecta, Diptera, Drosophilidae. Gene Ontology annotation, cellular component: membrane. The transcript is spliced from 6 exons. Gene Ontology annotation, biological process: ceramide metabolic process. The record is from RefSeq and is a predicted model, not a curated record. Bases 567 to 1484 code for a protein of 305 amino acids.
UGUUCCGUGGGCUGUUCGUGCUCUUAGGUGUGAUAGCAACAUAAAUUGUUUACUGCGUUAAAUUAGCAUAACUUUUACAUGCAUAUGUAUGUAUGUGUCCAGUCAAGAAUAUCGAGAAAGUGGUAUAACUACAGCUUGCACGGCCGGCUAGUUGGACAAAAUAGAAUAAUACUGUAACUUACAUAAUAAACAAGCAUAUAGUAGUAUGUAAAACAUAGGCACCACUCAGCGAUUUCAUCAUUGUCAAAAAUAAUAACAAAGAACAUGUAUUAACUGGGGCAGCAGAACAUAAGAACAUAUUUUGCUCACUUUUGGAAUGUGCAAUGCUAACAGCAAUAAAAACAUCGACGAAAACAACGACAAACACGAAAUAAACUAUGUAAAUAGGAAAUUUUUAAAAGUGCCUACUUCGAUUUUAUACACUCACAUAGAAAUAACAAACAUACAUACAUACAUACGUAAUUAUAAAUCUAAAAGGAAAUCACUAUUGACCUGAUUAAAGCGCGCGUCAAGCAAGCUUUUGUUGUUAUUGUUAUUAUCGCUACUACUACAAUAAGAAAUUCGAAAUGGGCGCUUUUUCCGAGUCUGGAAGCGUGCUCGAUAUUUAUCCCGUGCUGUGGGAAUUUAUGCGUCCCGGAACAUCUCCUGUGGAUUGGUGCGAGGAUAAUUAUAAUAUAUCAGCGAAUAUUGCCGAAUUCGUAAAUACGUUCAGCAACUUCCUAUUCAUACUAUUGCCACCAGUAUUAAUAAUGCUGUUCAAGGAAUAUGGGCGCUUCGUAACCCCCGGAAUACAUUUGCUCUGGGUGCUGCUUAUCGUGGUGGGUCUCAGCUCCAUGUACUUUCAUGCCACGCUCAGCCUGAUCGGCCAAUUGCUGGACGAGCUGGCUAUAUUAUGGGUGUUCAUGGCCGCCUAUUCGCUCUUUUUUCCCCGGCGCUACUACCCAAAGUUUAUCCGAAAUGAUCGCAAGGCGUUCGGCUGGUUAAUGCUCUUCUCAGCCAUUCUUGCCACGGCUCUAUCGCUCUGGAAACCUAUUGUAAAUGCCUUUGUACUCAUGGGUAUGGGAGUACCGACCAUGGUAAUGCUUUACCGGGAGCUGCAGCGAGUGGGGGACCGGCGGGUCUAUCGCCUCGGUCUGCGUACCACGACCGUGUGGGCAAUCGCAGUCUUCUGUUGGAUCAAUGAUAGAAUGUUUUGCGAGACCUGGUCUGCCAUCAAUUUUCCAUAUCUGCACGGGUUCUGGCACGUUUUGAUCUUCAUUGCCUCCUAUACUGUGCUCGUACUAUAUGCCUAUUUCUAUGUGGAAUCGGAGCUGCCACAGCGUCGGCCUCUGUUGAAAUAUUGGCCGGUAAAUGAGUUUGAGUUCGGCAUACCGUUUAUAUCGAUCCGAAAUCCAGAUUCGAAAGAUUGGCACAAAUACAAUAGCUUAUAUUUUUGCAAAGGGCAGGACUUCUCUGACUAUGCACAAUCAAAAGCCUAUGCGUAAGAAAAACUAAACAAACAAAAAGCAAGCUUAAGUCUCAAAAAGCUGGUUGCUUUUAGACAACGUGAUAUACAAAUAUAUAUAUUUAUAUAUUCAUAUACCUACUUGUAACAUAGUGCUUAAACAAAUGCCCUGAAAAAUUGAAAUGUGAACGAAAUAUGUAUGUAUACAAACAAUUUAUUAUUUAUAAAGAAUAAACUUAGUUAUAAAACUCAGCAGAGGGAUAGCUACAUUCACGUUUGUUAUUGGAAUAAUCAACGGUUGUGUUUUUUAUUUAAGACAUUCAUGCUCAAAUUUAAUUGUAAAAUUUAAAUGAAUUCAGGGUUUUGUUAAGUUAAUCGGAUUUAAAAUAUUAUCAAGAACCAAUUCGGGCUACAGAUUGUUAAUUCGAUUACGGCUCUAUAGCUCUUUCUAUCUAGUACCUUAUCAAAUACCUAAAUAAAUAUAAACAUUUGUUGAAUUCAAAACUGUUUACAAAUGAUACAUUUUUAAUAAAAGAUGAAAAAUGAAUUUUAAAAACUGA